AGACAGGCACCGGACUCGCCGUCCACUGUGCCUCGGAGCGGCGGCGGCGGCGGCGACGGGGAGGAGAGAGCGGAUUAGGGGAUGGCGCCACCGUCACCUCAUCUCAUUACUUAUGUCAUCGUCUCGCUCUCUCGCUCCAACCGAAAGCUCUCUCGUACAAAGAGAGGGAAAAAGAAGAGGAAGAGAAGAAGAGGACACGUGCUGAAUGGACAAAAUCGAUCUCCAUGGAGUUUAUCAUACAUAAAGGAUUUCUUCUGGGGAAUUCUUGACUUUAUCAUUAUGUUUUUCAAAAGCAUGAUUCACCCAAAUGUGAAGAGAGGUUGUAGAAACUCCUCCUCUGAUUCCAAAUAUGACGAUGGAAGAGGGCCUCCAGGAUAUCCUCGCCGUGGAAUGGGUCGUAUUAAUCAUUCAAAUGGACCCAAUCCUCCUCCGAUGGCUGGAGGUGGAUGAGGAAGAUAAGUGCCUGCUGAAGAGGCAGGCAACAUUACAACACAUUCAUCAUGGGAACUGAAAGAAUGCUGAAUGGUGGACCAAACCAUUUUCCAAUCAUGAUUGAGUGUGUAUGUCUAAAAUAAUUGCUCUGCGAAUAAGCAGAUUAAUGAUGUUCUGCUGGGAAUUCCUUCAGGGAUCCAGUAUAACUGAUAAAGCAAUUAUAUAAAGGCACACGUUUCUGUUC
Tachyglossus aculeatus (Australian echidna) is the source of this 676-nucleotide messenger RNA. It is a transcript of the gene SELENOK, whose product is annotated as selenoprotein K. Gene Ontology annotation, biological process: endoplasmic reticulum calcium ion homeostasis; calcium ion transport. NCBI's taxonomy places the organism in Eukaryota, Metazoa, Chordata, Mammalia, Monotremata, Tachyglossidae. Gene Ontology annotation, cellular component: Golgi apparatus; endoplasmic reticulum membrane. The record is from RefSeq and is a predicted model, not a curated record. The transcript is spliced from 5 exons.